This is a messenger RNA of Talaromyces marneffei, 864 nucleotides long. RefSeq lists its product as uncharacterized. The record is from RefSeq and is a predicted model, not a curated record. Gene Ontology annotation, molecular function: acyltransferase activity, transferring groups other than amino-acyl groups. Bases 1 to 864 code for a protein of 287 amino acids. NCBI's taxonomy places the organism in Eukaryota, Fungi, Ascomycota, Eurotiomycetes, Eurotiales, Trichocomaceae. The transcript is spliced from 2 exons.
AUGCCCCUCCGCCCCUACACACCCCACGACUCUCUGGCCCUAGCAACCAUAACAGCAGCAUGCAAUCUCACGGAUCCCCUGGCGCGGUACUGUCGCCAUAUCAAUCGCGACGAGUACCAGCACCAGCAGACCGCAGAUCACAACAAUGGAGACGACGAUAGACAGUGGAAAGCGCAUAUAAAAUCGUUACGGAAGUCAUUUGAGUUUGAGAUGUUGCUUCCGGGGACGGUUUGUUGGGUCGUAUACGUGCAUGACCACAAUCAAUCUGUAGAUGAUGCGAAUGACGAGGGAAUUGGUGGAGGCGAGAAGGUAGUCGGCUUCGCAAUCUGGAAUCGUCACGGCGAUUCCGAGACGGCUCAGAAAUGGAGGGUUGAAGGGUCGAAAGUAUCUACUCGGAUCAAGAGUAUGAUGAGCUACAUAACAAUGACGCUCACAUACCCCUUCGACACCAGCAUUAAUCACACGCACAUGACCAACUUUCAGCGACGCGUCCGCACUGCGCCAUCGCCUCUUCCUUCUGGCCAGAAACUAAAACUACCGCGCGAAAGAUGGGAACUUGAAGCCCUCUAUAUUGCGCCAGACUACCAACGGAGAGGGUAUGGGAUGGAAGCUCUGAAAUGGGGGCUAGAUGUUGCGAGAGAGGAAGGAGUGGACGUGUGGGUUUGGAGUUCGGAUUCCGGUAAAAAGGUGUAUGAGAAAGGCGGGUUUGAGGCGGUGGGGAGGAUUGGGUUUGGAGAUUUACUUUCUGAUGCUACGUUGACUAAUAAAAAUAAUGAUGACAGUGUUGGUGAUGGGGAUGGGGAUGGGGAUGGGGAGGUGGCAGUUUGGGUUAUGGUGUGGCGGGCUCGAGAUCAUGAAAGUUAA